AAAACCUUUAAAAUAAAAAUAAUAUCGGGACCGCAUAAAAGGACCCCGGGGGAUACAAGUAUUUUAACCCUUAAAAAGCCGGUUAUUUGCUUUAAAUGCGGGCAAUUAAACCAUAUCGCUACAAUAUGCAAAAUACGAACGAAUAACCCGAAAAUCCCGUUGGCCCCAGCGACUAUACAAAAAGCGAAAGGGAAAAGGCCCGAAGUACGGUGUUACGGGUAUAAAAAGUUGGGCCAUAUCCGGCCGGCGUGCCCCAAAAAAAGCAAAAUAUCGCUACCCAAUUUAACACCGCUAUUUGGCCGUUUAAGCACCGGGGCUUAA
This is a messenger RNA of Gaeumannomyces tritici R3-111a-1, 321 nucleotides long. RefSeq lists its product as hypothetical. The annotation marks the transcript as partial. The transcript has a single exon. Gene Ontology annotation, molecular function: nucleic acid binding; zinc ion binding. Lineage: Eukaryota; Fungi; Ascomycota; Sordariomycetes; Magnaporthales; Magnaporthaceae. The record is from RefSeq and is a predicted model, not a curated record.